AUGUCAAAGAACAAUGAAAUUGAUGAUUGGAUUGGCAUUUAUCCUGCUACAGUAGAAUUUCAACUUUGGAUGUUGCAUCCAUAUGACAAAGAUGGCAAAGAAAUACCAUUUCAAGGAAUUAGCUAUUGUACCGAUACUGACACAUGUCAAUGUAAAAGAUGUAAAAAAUAUCGAAAAAAUGAAUGGCCCUAUGAACGAUCAUUGUCUGCACAUCUUUUACAUUUAACGGGUCUACAUAUCGAUGAUAUUAAUGAUGCUGAAGUCAGUCAAUUUGAAGAAACUCUUGUCUCUGAAUAUCUAAGACAUAUUCAUGAAUUUUGGCGAUACAUUACUGAAUUAUGUUUAUUAGCUGGUGAUAAUGGCAUUGAAAUACUAAGCCAAUUCAAUAAUGGAUUAUUUGACAAACCUUUUAUAUACGACCGUCAACUUCAUAUACCUCGUCCAAACAUUCCACAUCCGAAAAGAAAUAAAAAAAUAAUUCAAUAUUGUAAACAAAAAUAUAGAAUAAUACAUGAAAUUUGUGGAAAAUGA
Rotaria socialis is the source of this 531-nucleotide messenger RNA. The record is from the annotation of a GenBank genome assembly. Lineage: Eukaryota; Metazoa; Rotifera; Eurotatoria; Philodinida; Philodinidae.